GCAGCCCAGGUGCCAGCGCCUCCUCGCCCUGCCGGGCAGCGCCGGGCGGCCGCGGGGCUCCAGCGCCGGUCCCCGGGGCACCGGGAGAGAGACAGCCCGCGGCGGGGCGGGGGCGAGCGCGGAGCGGAGCUGCCGGAUCCUCGCCCUGCGGAGCCUCCAGGAUUACAAGGAAUUGCGUGCUCCUUCCCAGCAGGCGAGCGAGGGUUAUCCCAAAGAGCCAACCUCCUUCGUGCCCUACUGUCCAAAAUAAUCCCUUGGACUCUUGAGAAGACAGGGGGGCUUUCGGGACCAUGGCAUCGACAGAAGGGUAAAAAGCUGAGGAUAGAGAUAAGCUUUACAACCUGGCCUAAAGGUCAGCAAACUCAGACACCAUAAGGAUCAUCAGCAAAAGUGAAUACUGACCGGACGUUGUUCGAGAAAGGCUUUCCACCAGUGCCGGCACAGUGGGAAAAAGGUAGCAGAAAGCGCCCCUUGCUGCAAGCAGAGCGGUGUAUCUCAGGCACGCACAGGUACAUGGAGAAAGACCUGCUGGAGUGCCAACAAUAUGCCUAAGCAAGUAGAAGUACGGAUGCAUGAAAGUCAUUUAAGUCCAGUGGAGCACAGAUCCAGGAACAUAUGUGUGCAGUUCUGCCAGUCGCUCCACAGGAACCUGCUCCUGACUCUUACUGUAUUUGGUGUCAUCCUGGGUGCCCUGUGUGGUGGUCUUCUUCGCCUAGCAACACCUAUUGACCCUGACAUCAUCAUGUUAAUAGCCUUCCCAGGAGAUAUACUUAUGAGGAUGCUAAAAAUGCUGAUCCUCCCUUUAAUUAUCUCCAGUUUAAUCACAGGACUGUCUGGUUUAGACGCUAAAGCAAGCGGCCGAUUGGGUACAAGAGCCAUGGUCUACUACAUGUCCACCACUAUUAUUGCUGCUGUGCUGGGUGUGAUUUUGGUUUUAGCCAUCCAUCCAGGGAAUCCAAAGCUCAAGAAACAGCUUGGUCAAGGGAAGAAGAAUGAUGAAGUAUCUAGUCUGGAUGCUUUCUUGGAUCUGAUCCGAAACCUGUUCCCUGAAAACCUAGUCCAAGCAUGCUUUCAGCAGAUCCAAACUGUCACCAAGAAAGUGCUGGUGCCACCACCCAUUGAAGAAACACCUAAUGUCACUGACUCUGCUUUUGCUAUGAUGAAUGAGACAAUGCGUGAAGCACCACCAGAAGCCCAGCUGGUCAUUAAGAAGGGACUUGAAUUUAAGGAUGGCAUGAAUGUCCUGGGUUUGAUAGGAUUCUUUAUUGCUUUUGGCAUUGCUAUGGGGAAAAUGGGAGAACAGGCCAAGAUGAUGGUGGAUUUCUUCAACAUCCUGAAUGAGAUUGUAAUGAAGUUAGUAACUAUGAUCAUGUGGUAUUCCCCUUUGGGCAUUGCUUGCCUCAUCUGUGGAAAAAUCAUUGCAAUCAAGGACUUAGAAGUAGUUGCUAGGCAACUUGGCAUGUACAUGGUCACUGUGAUUGUGGGUCUUCUCAUCCAUGGAGGGAUCUUCCUGCCUCUUCUCUACUUUGUGAUAACCAGGAAAAGCCCGUUUUCAUUCCUUGCGGGGAUUUUCCAGGCAUGGAUCACAGCACUAGGCACAGCUUCCAGUGCUGGAACUUUACCCGUUACAUUCCGGUGUCUUGAAGAAAAUUUAGGCAUUGAUAAGCGUGUGACAAGGUUUGUUCUUCCUGUUGGAGCAACUAUUAACAUGGAUGGAACUGCCCUUUAUGAAGCUGUGGCUGCCAUCUUCAUAGCACAGAUGAAUGGAAUUGAGCUGGAUGGAGGCCAGAUAGUUACUGUGAGUUUGACCGCCACCCUUGCAAGUGUUGGAGCUGCCAGUAUUCCCAGCGCGGGACUUGUCACUAUGCUUCUGAUCCUUACUGCAGUGGGCCUCCCUACCCAGGACAUCAGUCUGCUUGUUGCUGUUGACUGGCUUUUGGACCGGAUGAGAACAUCAGUCAAUGUAGUGGGGGAUUCUUUUGGUGCUGGCAUUGUCUACCACCUUUCCAAGGCAGAACUUGACACCAUUGAUUCCCAUCAUAAAGGGCACGAAGACAUUGAAAUGACCAAGACUCAAUCAAUCUAUGAUGACAUGAAAAAUCAUAGGGAAAACAACUCAAACCAAUGUGUUUUUGCAGCUCACAACUCAGUCAUAGUAGAUGAGUGCAAGGUAACACUGGCAACCAAUGGCAAAUCUGCAGACUUCAGUGUUGUUGAAGAGGAGCCUUGGAAACGUGAAAACUAAGGGAAGAGAUUCCUAGCUCCAUUUUAAUAAGCCCUGAAGCUGUCUUCUGGCAAAAGAUAUCACCAUUACAGAAGAUUUCUCUUUUUUUGUAUUUAACAUCUACAGUUUCUGAUUACUUAAUUUCUUAAUUGAAACUUAGCAAAGAUCUCAUCAAGUCAUUGUAGUGUCUUUGCCAAGCAAUGAUCCAUAACCAUCUGUCUCCCUUGCGUUACUGUUUGGAUGAUGCAGCUGGAGAAUAUUCCAUGCAGUGCAAUGUGCUCUCACCCGCCUCCCCUUUCAUUCAAGACACAGAGAAUGUAAACGCUGCAAAAUGGGAAGAUCAAAGUGCCAAUACAGUUCACUACAAGGACUCAGGGUCGCAAAUACAAGAGAAACAUAACACCAUGUAAACCUUCAAGUGUUUUGGUGACUCUUGUGGCAUACCUGAUCUAUUUAGCACUAUGGCUAAAAUAUCUUUUGAAAAAGUCCAUAAAGAUUUCUGUUUGUUUUAAUAAUAACAAGCACUGUAUUUUUGUGCCUGGUGGUACUUUAAACUGAACUUACAUCCAGGGGCAAGAUUAAUGUGUAGAAGACAAUAAAUUAUCCCAGACAUUUUGUUAGAUCGGUACAACUUACCUUCGAGACAAGACCUUAGAUUUGUGUGUGCAUGUGAUACGUUUUUAUCAGCAGUCCCAGGGCAGGUGCAGCCUUUAUAUUAUGAUGGGACUGUGCUGCUUUGUGACCACAAUGCAUCAUACAAUAAAAGGCAGUAGUAUUGCAGGGGUGGUAGUUCCUUCACUAAAUCUAUGCCUGAUGUACAAAAUGCCAUGGGAUCCGUUAUGUCAUUCUUAAUCAAAUUAGGUAGCACCCUACUAUUCACCCUGCUCCACUGAUGUCAGAGGGAUUCCUCAUGUGCAUGGGACUGCUCAAGUAAGGUACUACUAAGGCUGAUCACAGAUGUCGUGAUUGGGUGCUUGAUAAUGAGCUAUAAACAAAUUCUAAUCCAUUACUCUAAGAAAUUCAGUGGUUUUAAAUGUGAUUGUCAGUAGCAUUUGGUAUGAAGUGAAACCCAUCUUUGAAGUGUAUGUCAUAAUUCAGAGAAUGGCUAAAUCCUGAAUUUGUUGCGAAGCCAAAUUCCAUAUAAGGUUAAUAGAAUUUGGCCAGAGUUAGGACUGAGUGAAGAAUAAACUAGAAUUUCAGGAUUUAGACCAGUACAUUGAAUAUACAUCUCUUUCACUCUCUUUUUUGCAGAGUAACAAUUCAUGUAACUCUUUACUGUCAAAGAAAUGUUUCUUAGAGCACAUGGCAUCUGAAUUAAUGAGAUGGUGUUUUGUCAACAUGGUAUAGCUGACUCAUCCUGUCAGAAGAAAUUACAGUCACAAUAAUCACCCUGUGAAGUGUUUUUAAAGGUGUCUGUUAAUACUCAGCAAUUUUAAGACAGUGGUGAAUGACAUUGUACUAUUAGAAAUGUUCUAUAGCAAGCUGUUCUCUACCCUCAGAACAAGCUUUGUGCAAUUUUUGGAGGAGCUCUCAGAGGUUCCAGAACGGAUCAGAAUAUGAGCAUACAGUGAACUUAAAAAUGGCAGAAAACGGAGUUGAAACAUUUACAGAAAGAGGCCAUUCAGUGUCUGUGCUCAGACCUGUCAUGGGUUUAAACAGGAAUAAUGUGUUUAACUGUACAGUGGCAUUUGGCUCUGUAAAAGCUAUUAAAGUCUAAAUAUAAUCUGCCUUUUCUCAUCUGCAUUCAGGUAAAUAUCUCUGAAAAUGCACACAGACCUGAGCCAGCCAAUCUACUUGCAUGAUUAAUGAUGUGCAAGAUCAACUCCAUUGUCAGAGUAUCCCUCAUUUAAGUAUUUGUUGUUGUGGAAUAUUUUUCUUGCCAUUGUAUUUUUGGCCUCACUUGCAUGCCGUGGCUACAAUUCUAAGCAGAAUGGCCUAUAUAAUUUAACCAAUAAUGAACCACUGUGAAUUCUGUAGGCCUGUAACAUGUUUUAGAGGUGGAGACCGCUUCCAGUGGCCUCCUGAAGCAUCUUAAGGAUUUUUUUGUGAGGGAUGGAAUUGUAGGAUAUUCAGAGUAGUAGUAGGCAGGUUGCCUUCUCUUUUCUUGAGUCAUUGGUAUUAACAUAUCCAGAGCUAACCUAUAGCUAGCUGCUUCUUCUCCCAAUUUGCAUUCAAAGACAUUUUUACUACUAGGUUAUGUGCCAGAAAUGUGCCUGGAAUGGUGCGUAGGUAAUCUAAAAUGUUCCCUACUCUGAGGGUGCUGGCUCACAUCGAGUGAAAUUUGCUGUGGCUUGGGUCAUAGUUAUAUCCAAGAAUAACAGGCAGAGUUUACCCCAUUUAUACGCAGCAUUCUUGAGCCAUAUCAUGGCACAGCUCACCCAUUAAUAGAUGAGUUUCUAUCCUCUUCACUGUAGCAGUUUCUUAAGUGUGGCCACAGCAAUUGCUUGCCUUGAAAGUAGCUUUAGAAAACUCGUCCAUACGCUUUUAGUCGUCAUUUGAAAUUGUUUAGCAGUUGGAAACAAAUAGGAAUGCCAGCAACAUGUGACUAGGCAGCUCAACAAAAUUACAUAUUGAGAAACACUUAGAAUAUGCUUACACUUCCCACUUGGGACAUAUUGUCCUUUGAAGAGUGCUUCUUUGGGAGGAGACUAGGGGAGGAAGGAAUGAGAUGCUAGAGAAACCCCACCCACAUAGGGAGAAUAAAUUUGGGUCUUUUGAUAGGACUAUAAUAGCAGACUGUGAUUUUAAAAUAGUAAUUCUGUAGAUACAGUAACUCAGGGAUGUUUCAAAAGAUAAUUAUGAUGGUAUUUCUCUAUUUAAAUGUGGAUGUGGGAGAAGGAGAAAUGUUGUUUUUGGUAUACUCCUCUGCUUUUAGCCUGACUGAAUAUUUAAGGCAGUGUUACUCCAGUGCAGCACUGUAUUUAACCAUCAAAAAGCUUUCCAUUUCUCUGGGAAAAUGUAACUCACUCUUGGCUUUCAUUUAACUAUUUGCUCAUUCCACAUGAGGCUGGGUUGCUACUUAACUAAAUAAACAGAAAAUAACCCAGGGACCAGCCACUUCAGCUAAUACAAGCUUCACAUUUCAGCAGGCAGUGCUGGUUACUGGCCAGUCUCUUUAUAGUUUCACUAGGAGUGUUGAUGCAUUGAUUUGCAUCUGGCAAAUCUUUGGUAUUUGUUCCCAGUGCUGGGGUGGCAAAGUUAAAGGAAAAGCACAGUGGAAAGUGAUUGUUUUCUGUGUAGCUCCUAAACAAAUUAACAUUUUUUUUUUCUAGAUUCAUCUCAUUUACUGCUCUGUCAAUUCCCCCACCCUUGUCCGUGCGACUGAUAUCCUUUGCCCUUUGGAUUGCUGACAGCACACUGACACAUGGAAAAGUCUAGACCAGGCAAAGACUCAGCCAAUUGCAUGCUUAAUUAAGUACAUGCUUAUGCAUUUGCUUUAUGCAUUUACUGCUGAAGCUAGGUCAGCAUUCUCUUAAUAUCUGUUCACUGAAAGUAAAGCACACUGACCCUUAAAACUACAGAAGAGGUGGAGCACUUUGCUCCUGAAUUUGUUUCUUCAUUACUUCGCUUAAAAGACAAAGACUGCACCAGCACUGUAAGAAACAUGCGUGGAUCUUGUACAUGAAGGUGUUUCAAAUACAUGGGGGAUAAGCCAUUUGAACCAUAUUAUGGGAUGUGCUCUUCCUUUUGAAUCAGUGAGAAACUCCGUAUGUCUUUGAAAAACUGUGUUUGCUGUAGUAAACCCUGUGCGUGCAAUGUUCUCACUAUGUAAAAGCCCUACUGAAAUCUAUGGGAGUCACGGGCUUCCUGGAAAGGUCAAGUCUCUUCCUGUCUCCAUUAAGUUAUAAGACAUUUCACAAUCCCAUCCUAGGCAAAAGUCUUUGUCUGCGAUUUAUAAUGACGUUGAUUUCUGCCAAGAUGCUUCUUUUUUGCCUGAUUUUUUCUAUGUUACGAGUCCAGCGAUGAAUUUAAAACUCAGCACAAAAAUAAGGAUCACUACCAUUACAGUUUUUUCCAUUUCUUCCCUGAGAUACAGCUGAUCUCUAUUUCUUUCUCAGAGCACAUGGAAUUCCAAACUUCAUGCCACUUUAAAAGGUACAAUUAAUAUAGAUUUCUGAGUUGUUUUCCAUCACUCCCAGGGUCAUUAGAUUUCCAGCAGUAGAUACUCAGAAGAGCAGACUGUUCAUCUGAGAAGCUUCAGUAAUGGUGUUUGAACAAAUUUAUUCUGGCAACUGCCUGGAUUUUCUUUGCUUUCUUGCCUUCACUUGUGUUGUUGCAGCCUUGUAGCAACACAGCAGCAAUCGCACAAAUCCCCAAGACCAUAGGCAGUAUUAAACCUCACCUCUGACAUUCAAUUCUGUAAUUACCUUCAAAAAGGCUGUGAGCUUUAGUACCAGGCUCAGAAGAAUCCUUCUGUGGCGAUGUAAAGGUAUAACUGGUUUUCAUUUCACUAGGUUCCACUCAUCUAUUUUUAUUGCUGCAUUUGAAUUAAUUUACAGAAAGAUAAGUAAGGGCACUUUAUAGAAACGUACUGUAAUAUUAUUCUGUUAUGAGCCAGAUGACUGUUGCUGAUUUUAUUACUGUGAUUUCAAAGGCCACAAUUAAUAUAUUUUUCAUAUUAGUUAUUAUGAUACAUGCAUAGUCCAUUGGGACAAUUCACCUCAGCUAUAAUUCACCAUUUAAGAUGAUGUACAAGCUCCUGUUCCCAGCAGAAAGCAGUCUCGGGAAGAUGGGUUAUUUUCUUCUCUCCCAUCACAUUGAUGACUUUGAAGGAAAAAUAUUUACCACAUUUCCUUUGUCUGUCUAAUGAUGUGUAGAGUGUAGCUUCAAGUACUGAAAAAAAAAACCAACCCCAAAACCCCCAAAAAAGAAUUGCAAUGCCGAAGUGUCAAAGAAGGCAGUCCAGCUAUAAACAAAUUGUUCAGCUUCGCCAUGUUAUUUUUGAAAGUGUUAUGUUCUUGCUCAUAAUUUACCUGAAACAAUAUAUUUAGUGUAUAUUCUUUCCAAAGUCAUUGAUCUUUCUUCCCACAUAGACACCAAGGCUGUGUCUAUCCGUGGUCCUCAGACAAAGCACACUCUGCAGUUCUAGACACCUAAGGCAGGACUCCUUGUAAAGUCCCCAGCAACAGUGCCUGGGUACAGCCUGUACAGUGGGUGCCUCUCUCAUUUUUUCCUCCUGAUCAUGUUUGAUGUUAAAUUGAAAUCUGCUGCUAUAAAUGAGUCAAACCGCUGCUGAUGCCCAGGUGCUGGUAAUUCUUUUACUUCUUGUAUGAGCAGGCUCCCUUGCACAAGGAUCUGAGGAACCAUUCCUCUCAUGUGCCCACCAUCCCAGAGACAUCUGCCCCUGCUCAGGGGAAACCUGAUGACUUCCCACUACCAAGUUGAUACAAAUCCUAACAGAUAAGGUGGUUGUGCAGUUGCAACUAUGAAUCUUAUGGAAAACCCAGGCUCCAAACAUUGGAAAAACGUAGAGCAUAUGACUGAGCCACUGAGUAGGUUUCUACUAGUCCAGGAUGGAAAUAACCAACAGGCUAAUGCAAGAUUUGGGGAGGCAAGAAGACUUGUGAGAUUUCUCACUUCACCCAACAUUUGAUCCCCUUUCAGUUCUAAGUACGUUCUGCUGCAGAGUCAGUGCUCAUCGAUGCCAGAGUGUCCAAUCCUUCUAGUCUUAUUUUUCAAAAUUCAGGAGUUCUGCAAUUGUUUUUAAUGAUGCUCUGUGGCGCAUACCAUUACACGAAGGGAAACUGUCAUAGACAGCAUCACACAACCUGGAUUGUCUGCUACCUGUAUAUUGCUUUGUACAUAAAUAGUAUAGUUUGCAGGGAUUUUUGUAUCCUUCUUUUCUAUUAUUUUUCUACAGUUUUUCAAAGACUGUACGCAAACUGUGUUUACAAAUUGAUUUUGCAGUCAGUACUGUAGAUUAUAGCAUAUCCAUGUUGGUGUUUUCUAUGGGUGUGUGAGUUCUUGUGUACUACAGGUUGUCCUUCCUUCUUAAAGGUAAUUGCGUAUACUUCCAUCAAACAUAUCCUGUUCCUUUCUUAAAUAUAUCCCAUUUCCUAUGAUCUGGUGUGAACUCUAGCUUGUAGAAUGCAUGAGAAAAAGAUGCAUAUGUAUUUAUAUUGUUAAAUAUUAUAUGCUCAAUACUGAUUUAGUUAUUAAUACAGGUUUUAGGAGUUUGUACUAGUUCUCUGGAAACUACAGUGUAGACUGAAUUAAAUUACAUAGUAUCUGUAAUUUACAGACACACUAAUAUUUUCUUACAAUGUUUCUAUAUGACUGUAUAAGGUAGGGGAAUAAUCCUUUAAAGGUGAUCUGUACCUUAGAACAAAACCAGUUUUCUUAUAACAUUUAGGAUCAAUGAAAUAUUUUUGUGUUAUGUUUAGUGAUGAAUUAUAAACAAAGCACAAAAUGCAAGAAGCAAACAGGAAUAUCAAGAUGUCCUUAAAUGCUGCAGUUCAUUAUGGAACAAUGUUACUACAAUCUGAACAAUCUUCUAGAUUAACUGUCUGGGGCAAUCGUCCCUCAUUUUUGUCAUUUUUCCAGGUGUUACCUUUGCCAAAUCCUGCAAUUCUUUCUUAGGAUCUGAUCAUCUAUAAUUGACUGACUCAGAAUACAGUUUAUAGAAAACAAGAGAUCUGGGUGGGCAAAAAAUACGUUAUCAGAUAUGCAGUCCAUCUUGCUACAAUCCAGUGUAUAUGAGUUCAGCCUGCGGAUAGAAUUCAUGAUUUGGCCACCUACCUGUACCUUCUUGAAAAGGGACCAACAGAACCACCAUGGGACCACUGUAAUUGGGUAGCAUCUGUACAAAUACCUCCUGCUUUCUUAUGUAUUUUAAAGAGAACAAACACUAUAUUUUUUGACCAGGACAACUGAGAGUUGCUUCUCUAUUAUGGUCAUCUGUUCCCAUUAGGCAAAUACCCGUUGGCAUUAAGGCCAUGGCUAUAAUAAUUUGUAUUUGAUUAACGAGGUACUGUUUUUAGAGGAAUAAAAAUAAAUUAAUAUAAAUAUUCAUAUCAGUUAUAUAGCAAAAAAGCUUUUAUGGCCUACUAGCUCUUUGACUGUGAUUUAAAACAAAGAAAACAUUGAACAGCAAGUACUGCUGUCCCAGUGUGACUGAUACUGGGUAUCUCUUCAAUUAUUCAGAAAUCUAUGGGGCCAUGUUAUUCUGCUGAGGUUUUGGAGACUGAAUUUCUAGUAGAUGUGCAUGUAGGAACUGUGUUGAUAUACACUUGUAUUUUAAUCUCAUUCUUGUAUUUUAAAUUGGAUGUACCAGGUAUUAUCUUAACAUGAACUGCAGGUAGAGUAGUGCUGAGUUCCUAAUAGCUGUAAAACCUUAUUGAUACCAGUUUUGACAUUUUGUUGAAGCAUGAUGUCUGGUGCCUCUCUGCACUUAGUGUAGAUAAUGUAGCUAUCAACAUGUAAUUUCAGUGAAAUGGUGUAUACAGUAUGAGUAGCAGUGCUUUAAUUUAAUUUAAUUGGUUUCUGUGUAUUGAGCCACAGUAGAAAAUUAGACUGUCUUUUAAAAUGUUGUUCUACUUUCUAUUUUUCAUUUGUAUCUGGAUUUGUUUCCUUUUGGCUGUUCAACUGAUUAGGUUCCACAGCUUAGUAACUGCUUUAUCUGUCUAUUAUGGAGUAUCCUGUUCUGAUAAGAUUCAGAAUUAUGUAUGCAGCCAAGUUAUUGUAAAUAUGUUAUUUUUAGUUUUCAGCUAUCUAGCCAAUGUGGUAUGUGUUAGUACCUGCAUGUGCAUAGUUCCCUGGCAGUGCACGAAUGUGAUCCCAGUAUAGAUUUGCUGCCUUGUGAAUGCAGCUGUUAUGACAUUAAGAAUUAAUGUUCACCUAGAAUGAUUAGUUUCUGUUUUGUUUUCUUCUUGUUUGUUUGAAAUGUUGGGACUCCUUAUCACCAGAAAUUUAGUAAGCCACUGUUUAAGUUGGCACAAUGAAUAAGGGUAAAUCCAUCUAACUGCAUUCCCUCUGGAAGCCCUGGCUGCUUUUGAUUCUUAGUGCACUGUCAUUCAGCCCUUAGUCACGUCAUGGCAUCACAGGAUCCCUCUGAGUCACUUCCAGUUCCUCCUUGACCACAGACGCCAGCAAAGCAGGUGCAGUCACACGGCUGUGACGGCAAGGCUGCAGGCACCAAGGGGCUGCCGGUUGCCUCCAGAGUGCCUGAGAAGUCAAAGCAGAAACCUCUGCUUCAUCCCCUUGGCAGGAACAGUCCCUGAGAAAGACGAAUACACUGAUGGGUGAAGGUGCACUGUUUCUUUCAUUGUUAAAAAAGGAUAUUGAUAGUUAUUGGAAAUUAAAUGUGAAGCUAAAUGCUUCUCAAGCUCCUGUGGUUGUUGUACAGGCCUGUUAUUUACAAAAAGUAUGUCUGAUCAGAAAACAGAUACAUGCACUAUAUAGUCAGUGGCAAAAAUCUCCUGGAAUCAGGGCUACAGUUCAGAUCUGUGAGAAAAAUAAGACCUUUCUGGAGCAAAACCUCAAAGUGGUUCUGAAAGAGCUUGGGACAGCAAGAAGCUGGUUCAUUCCUGAAUACCCUGGGCCUGGAGCUCAUAAAUAUAAUCAUCCCCAGUAAGCGGAAAGAGAUCAAAGUCAGGCCCCAAAGCACAGGAAGUAUCCUGCUUGGUAAGUCCCAUUCCAGUGCUUCAGUAUGAAUUGUGCACUACAGUACCGUGCACUGCCUAUUCAUCAUCCCUUGCCCCCUUGUAAAAGUGACCAGGCACGAGCUGGAAUGUUUUGAGAUGUUUCAUGUAAAAAGGGUAAAAAGGAAGAGUGAUAAGGUUCGUCUUUUCCUUACACUAAAAAAUUUCCCCAGUUUUUGAAAUUACAUACUGUACAGUAUCUAUAGCACAGUUUGUUUGAAAACUAAUGAAUGCAGGCGGUAAAGUUUCUCCCAACUCUGGGCUCUGUUCUUGUAUAUUGUAGUUGGAAUGCCUCAUAGACUGAGUCUAUUUUUGUAGUUCAGAUCCUCUCCUCCUUACAAUGAUCAGUAGUCAUUUGCUUUUAAUGCUUUCUUAUGGUGUGAACUGAUUUCUGUAACUUUCAUGUAUAAAACAAACUAGAAAUUCUUUCUAUACUGGAAAUAGUAAUGAAUAUAAUAUUUCACUAAGUGUUGUACCUCUUAUGUACAUAUCAUCAAUAAAUGUCAAUUCAUAAUUUUCA
This is a messenger RNA of Phalacrocorax carbo (great cormorant), 11383 nucleotides long. The record is from RefSeq and is a predicted model, not a curated record. Lineage: Eukaryota; Metazoa; Chordata; Aves; Suliformes; Phalacrocoracidae.